This is a messenger RNA of Lodderomyces theae, 1485 nucleotides long. It is a transcript of the gene UGA2, whose product is annotated as Uga2p. The coding region runs from base 1 to 1485 and encodes 494 amino acids. The record is from RefSeq and is a predicted model, not a curated record. The transcript has a single exon. Gene Ontology annotation, biological process: GABA catabolic process. Gene Ontology annotation, molecular function: succinate-semialdehyde dehydrogenase (NAD+) activity. NCBI's taxonomy places the organism in Eukaryota, Fungi, Ascomycota, Pichiomycetes, Serinales, Debaryomycetaceae.
AUGACAUCAGUAUUAAAGAAUAAGGAUUUGUUAAAAACACAGGGCUUCAUCAAUAAUACAUGGGUCGACAGCUCCUCAGGAGACACCUUUGAUGUUCAGAAUCCUGCUUUGGAACCUAAGAAGGACGCCUAUUUGGCAACAGUCCAGUCUAUGAGUGCUGAUGAUUUCGAACACGCUAUCGCAGCUGCUAGUGAAGCUUUCAAGACAUUUGGGAAAACCAACGGAAGAUAUAGGUCCAACUUACUAUACAAGUUUUACGAGUUGAUGAUUGAGCACCAGGAUGAUUUAGCGAAAUUGGUUGUGUUGGAAAAUGGUAAGCCUUACGCUGAUGCUUUAGGUGAGGUCAAGUAUGCUGCUUCCUUUUUCCAAUGGUACUCUGAACAAGCACCAACGAUUCAAGGUGACAUUUUACAAUCGGGAAACCCAAACAACAUCAACAUUUUAGCUUUGAAGCAGCCAAUUGGUGUUUGUGGUAUAAUGACACCAUGGAAUUUUCCCUUGGCUAUGAUCACUAGAAAAUUGGGAGCUGCCGUAGCUGCAGGAUGUACCACUGUUAUCAAACCAGCUACCGAGACCCCAUUGUCUGCAUUUGCAUUGGCCCAAUUGAGUAUUGACGCUGGGUUCCCCAAGGGUGUUAUCAACAUAUUGGCAUCGCAUGAACCAGCUAAAGUUGGGAAAUUGAUUUGCGAGCAUCCAACUAUCAAAAAGGUCUCCUUCACUGGGUCUACCAGAGUUGGGAAACUUUUGAUGCAACAAUCGGCAUCUACUUUGAAAAAAGUGUCGCUUGAGUUGGGUGGAAAUGCUCCAUUUAUUGUCUUUGAAGAUGCUGACUUGGACAAAGCCGUCAGCGGUGCCAUUACCAGUAAAUUCAGGUCGAGUGGACAAACUUGUAUCUGUGCAAACAGAAUUUUUGUGCACGAGUCCAUUUAUGAUGAAUUCACAAAGAAGUUUGUCAAGCAAUUGAAGGAGCACAUUGUUUUGGGCAAUGGUUUGGAUAAGGACACAACCUAUGGACCUUUAAUUCACCAAGGUUCCAUGGAAAAAAUCAGAGGCCAACUCAAAGAUGCUUUAGACAAAGGUGCAAAAUUGUUGUUGGGUGGAGAUAAGCGUCCAGACUUGGGAGAAAACUUCCAUGAUCUCACUGUUUUGGGUGAUGUUACCCCAGAUAUGGAAAUUUUCAACGAGGAAACUUUUGGCCCACUUGCUCCAUUCAUCAAGUUCUCGACUGAAGAAGAGGUUCUCAAAUUAGCAAAUGAUACACCUGUUGGGCUCUCUGGGUACUUUUAUUCCAAAGAUUUGGAUAGAGUGUUUAGAGUUGCUGAAGCCUUGGAGGUUGGUAUGAUUGGAGUCAACACUGGUGCAAUUUCAGAAGCUGCAUUGCCAUUUGGUGGGAUCAAGGAGUCUGGAUUUGGAAGAGAAGGUUCCAAGUUUGGGGUACAUGAUUACAUGAUCAUCAAAGGUGUUGUUUUCGGAAAGAAUGAAUAG